Penicillium vulpinum is the source of this 303-nucleotide messenger RNA. RefSeq lists its product as uncharacterized. The coding region runs from base 1 to 303 and encodes 100 amino acids. NCBI's taxonomy places the organism in Eukaryota, Fungi, Ascomycota, Eurotiomycetes, Eurotiales, Aspergillaceae. The transcript is spliced from 3 exons. The record is from RefSeq and is a predicted model, not a curated record.
AUGGAGAGCAUGUUCGAAGAUAGUCAAUUUCUCGAAGCAAUUGAUUCUCCAGCUAACCCAAUUUUGACAUAUGUCACAUAUUGGGCAAGCGUGGACUCGGUAACACCGAUGAAGCUGGCGCUUGUCCGGGCGAUGACCAAGUGUCAUGCUGCUGGUGUGCAAUGUGUAUCGCGUCGGGCCAAAAUCCUUCGGCAGCGGUGUUACCUGAUCAGCCUGAGUAUUAUAACGGAUGCAUACCUGACGGCUUUGAGUGUGCUGGUAAUCAACGAGGGAGUUGUCGAUGAGCAUUGGACGAGACAUUAG